Molecule: messenger RNA, 576 nt
Organism: Cooperia oncophora
Lineage: Eukaryota; Metazoa; Nematoda; Chromadorea; Rhabditida; Trichostrongylidae
Source: the annotation of a GenBank genome assembly
AUGAAACUAGUUCAUAUCCUGAUCUACAUGGGUAUAUGCUACUUUACUGAGGCUCCAGAUUCCGAAGUCAUCUCUCCGUGGUCAGUUGAGGGUACACAGUUCAAGCAAUCUGUUGAAAUGAGCGACAUGUCGCCGUCUUUUAUUCAGACCCCAACCACUGGCGAAGAGACCACAACGACGAAGCGGCCGAAAAGGAAGAAGUCUAAACGUGGAAAAAAGAAGAAAAUGCGGCAGCAAUACGUUGUCGACGAUCAGCCACCACCACCAGUUACCACAGAAAAGGUCGUCACACUCGAGCAAUACGUUGUCGACGAUCAGCCACCACCACCAGUUACCACAGAAAAGGUCGUCACACUCGAGCCGAUUUACGAGAAGUCGGGAAAUACCUACUCACAAGAGGAGCUGGUGAAGUUAUGCGAGGAGACAAGAAGCGUCGGAAGUAAAUUUGGCAUCCAUGAUGUGUCGUCGUUUGCCGGCAAAAAUUGCGCUCUAAUUCGCCUCUAUUACCCAGACGUCACAUGUGAGCAAAUAAAUGUGUUCCUACAAUACUGUCAAGUUACCCGAUCAAUUCAAUGA